Messenger RNA from Sus scrofa (pig), 485 nucleotides. It is a transcript of the gene COX7B, whose product is annotated as cytochrome c oxidase subunit 7B. The record is from RefSeq and is a predicted model, not a curated record. Lineage: Eukaryota; Metazoa; Chordata; Mammalia; Artiodactyla; Suidae. Gene Ontology annotation, biological process: mitochondrial electron transport, cytochrome c to oxygen. Gene Ontology annotation, cellular component: respiratory chain complex IV; mitochondrion.
CAAAUUUUUUUUUGAGUGCAGCCGAAAGCCAUUUUGUUUUUCAGGGUUCUUUGCAAGGGUACCGGACGCGUAGUUGCAAGAAGCUAACGGUUGCAGCAGUUUUGUCUAAAGCUUCACGAUGUUUCCCUUGGCCAAAAACGCACUAAGUCGUCUCAGAGUUCGAAACAUUCAGCAAACAAUGGCAAGGCAGAACCACCAGAAGCGGGCACCUGAUUUCCAUGACAAAUAUGGUAAUGCUAUAUUAGCUAGUGGAGCCACUUUCUGUGUUGCUGUAUGGGCAUAUACAGCAACACAGAUUGGAAUAGAAUGGAACCUGUCCCCUGUUGGCAGAGUCACCCCAAAGGAAUGGAGAGAAGAAUAAUCAUCCCAUCUGGUUUAAUACUGAAUUGUUUCAAAACCACCUCAUAAUUGAUGCCAAGUAAAAGCACUGUGUACCCAUUAAAAUAUGGCAUGAUUGAAGAAAUAAAGUAUAUUUGAAACCUUCA